AUGGAUGAUGUGAUUGAUUGUGGUAUUAAGCAGUUCUCCUGGCCGGGCCGAUAUCAGCAAAUUAGUGAUCGGAAUCAUCAGUGGUUUCUUGACAGGGCACACACUGAGUUAAGUGUGCGUUAUGCAGCGGAGUGGUUUGUUGAGCGAGUCAUAGAGCACUCAAGACUAAUUCACUCUCAGAUCAAAAUUCGACUAACCGCUUUUCUGCUGAUAUUCAAGAAAGUUAUGCCGAAUUUUGGAGAAAAUUCGAUGCCGCUGCAACAGUAUCAUGCAAGAGAACAAUUGAGGGAGCUUUACAUCAAGCUAGAACAACUGGAGAUUUAA
Messenger RNA from Blastomyces dermatitidis ER-3, 324 nucleotides. RefSeq lists its product as uncharacterized. The record is from RefSeq and is a predicted model, not a curated record. Gene Ontology annotation, biological process: biosynthetic process. NCBI's taxonomy places the organism in Eukaryota, Fungi, Ascomycota, Eurotiomycetes, Onygenales, Ajellomycetaceae. The transcript is spliced from 2 exons. Gene Ontology annotation, molecular function: acid-amino acid ligase activity. The coding region runs from base 1 to 324 and encodes 107 amino acids.